ACCGAUCCCGCGGCAACAGCACCGGCACCGUACCAUCCCGCGGUUUUAUUUCCCCAUUUUCAACCAGUCUGUCCGUUACCGCCUUACCGGUACCACUCAUCGUCGUCGUCGCCCGGUGGUGCCCGCGCGCUGUACUGUAGUUCCGUCCCCCGUUUGUCCUCGAACCGAGUAUGUUCUUCGACGGGAAUUAGUUUCGGUGUUUUUUUUUAAAAUUAAUUUUCUCACCUAUCGUUUUUAGUUUUCUCAUCGUUUUCAUACCAUUAUUAUUACAGUAGUAUUAGUAUAGCGUUUACGUAGAAUAGAGUUUUAAAGAUUUUCCAGUGUUCCGUUUUUUGUUUUUUUUUUAUCCGAGUGACGGUUUUUUUUAAAAAAUAAUUUCAAAAAUGAAAUCUUCCACCACCACGGGUUUUGCGUCCGCGGUCCUCCUAGUGCUGCUGUGCGGCUCGACGGUCGCAUUCAGCUUGAACGGCAACUACAAGACGAUCAUCGACACGCUGGCGUGGACUGGCGAUCUGUCCGAGAUCUAUAGUAUAAUCGAGAGGAAUCAAAUUGCCAACACGACGAUACAUCUAAGAAGUGUUACAGUGUUUGCUCCGCACAACGAAGCGUUUUUGAAGAUAACUAAAAAAGAUAGCGACGAUGAAUAUUUACCGUGCUACCAUAUAACAAAUGUACCAAUGAAAUUGGAACAAUUGGGAAAGUCGGUAUUUUCUGAACUAGAUGGUAAUCCGCCUAUCUGGAUUACAAAGAAAAGUCCAGAAGAGAUUUACGUUAACCAGGCUAAAGUCGUCUAUAAUUUGGCUAAUUAUGAACACAAUAAUACAUUUGGAAAACCUCAAGUGUUGCACGUCAUUGAUCAAGUUCUACAACCUCUGCGAAUGAAGAAAAAUAGCCCUCAAAAUGUCUACAACCCUAAUGCAUGGGAAUUCAUGGAAAAUGCUGAAUACCUGGAUUUAGAUAGUUACCACACUAAUACUUUUUUGCAACGGGUACAAAAUCUGGAUAAGAAGAGCGUGUUCUCCAAUCAAGGUGGACAUACAUUUUUCAUACCCGUGGACGAAGUGGCUAAUUAUCCAAAAGUAAAACCUGAAAAAAUCGAUGUGAAAGUGAUUGACGCCCACAUUGUUCCGGAUAAUGUAUUGUUUUUGGGACCCACCAACGAAGAAGAACAAUUUAAAACUUUAGCGUUCACUGACAUGCUUAAAGUAUUUGCGUCUUUAUCUAAAGCUGUAGAAGGAGAUAAAACUAAAUAUUACGUUAGCAGUGAUACUGUUGUCGGUGAUGAUGUUCACCCUACUGGAGCUGUAGUAGCAGAAAUUGUUAAAGCCAAUAUACCUGUCAGAAAUGGUGUGGUCCAUUUGAUUAGUAGACCAUUGAUGAUCGUGGAUAACAAUGUAAAACAAUUCAUUGAGCAGUCGUAUAAGGACAGAGAAGACAGUGUCUUACACCGAUUCUACGAGGAGAUUAUGAAUUCCGGUGGCGAUUUCUUGGAAAAACUCACCGCCAUGCCAAAUGUUACACUUUUCGCACCUUCCAAUGCAGCAUUCAACGACCAAUCCAUCCAGUCGUAUUUGCUAAAUCGCACAUACAUCAGGUCUUUACUUGACUUGCAUAUCGUCAACAGACGUCUCUCCAUCGAUGAUAUUGUUGCUGAAUCCAUCGAUAAGCGCUUUCAGGUCCAAACCGAAGUGCCCCGCAAGGAUCUGUUCUUCAACGUGGUCACCAGUGGUAAGAACCGCACGUUGACCCUGGAGGGUGGCGGCGUUAACGCUACCGUGGUCCAGGCUAACUUAGCAGCUACAAACGGCAUCAUACACAUCAUUGACCACGUACUGGGCAUUCCAUCAUCGACAGUCGACCGCAAACUGGCCACUGACCCCACGCUCAAUGAAACCAACUAUCUCGGCCAAGUGUCCUCACUUAACGAUCAACUAGGCGACGUCCAAAAGAGAUUCACUUAUUUUGUGCCCAGAGACUUUGCUUGGAAGAGGUUGGCAAUCGAUAACCCAUCAGCAUACAAAAAAUUGUUCAUGCCCGAAUACUCGAAUAUUGCUCGUCAGGUUUUGGAACGCCAUUUGAUCAUUGCGGAUAAAGUAUUUACAAUGGACGAUUUAAGGAAAGAAGCCAAUAAUAAUUACAAUUUGUCAGUCCAUCUUCCUACUGUACGCGACAUUUCCAUGUAUAUCAAAAUCAAAGACUCUGUUGAAGGUUACUCAAUUGAAUGGCGCAAUGAAUGGAUACAUGUCCACCGUUCUGAUGUCCGUUGCACCAAUGGUAUCAUACAUGUAAUUGAUAAAGUUUUGAUUGAUGAAAGCGACAUUGAAGUGAAUGGUGCUAUUGCUACCAAAUCAAUAACUGGAUUGGUGUUGGUCUUGGCCCAAUGCCUCGUGUUCUAUUAUUUCAACUAGUCAAUUCUACUCAGCAGGCGUGUCUUGUAUGUGGAACACCCUAAGUUGCGUUUAACAGUUGGUCAUAAGGUUCCCACCCUGUUGUUUCCACUGAAUACAUAGGACCUACUGAUAACAUUAACAUUUUCAAACAUUAUCCUCUUUCCUCAUACGACACGUUUGAUUUUUAUAAAGUGAAAAUUAGUUCCCAUUUGAAUUGUAUCCAAUUCUCAAACGGACAAUGUAUUUUUAUUUCCUAUAACGUUUAAGUUUUUAUUAAAGAAUUUCCCAGCAAGAAUUUUUUUUUUUAUUGUAAGCUUGUGCCUGAUUAGUUUUAUAUUCAUAAAUAUAUAAUAUAUAUAUAUAUCUCAUGUAUAUAUAGUAUAUACAUAAUAUAUGCGUUCGUGUAACUUAAUUUUAUCCUUCGCAUUUGGUAAAAUCUUAUUAUUUCUUCAAUAUUUUCUCUUUGAUGUGGAUAUAGCAUAGUUCUGUUUUUCCAAGAAGGAGGAAAGUUGUUGAUUAUAUUUCAAACAAAAUUUGCUUUUAAAGCUGCACAUAAAUGCAUUUCAGAAAAUGCAUCAAUUUGACAUUAUCAUAUUAUUACCAAAAAACCUCAAAUAUAUUCCCCGUGACAUCCUAUCCCUUCCUUUAGGAAUAUUAAAUUAAGAAUUGUAGUCUAAAAAUUGGAAACGGGUAAAAGUCAAUGUGGUUUAUUAAAAUCAAAAGGAAAACGCAUAAAUGAGUCUGACAAAACAAGAUAUUGAGUAUUUCACAUGUUAGGAGUAUAAUUUUUUUUUAGAUCAAAAUAUUGAUUUGUAAAUACUGAACAUGGUAUAAGUAUAGGACUUAAUAGUAUUAAAAAAAAAAAAAUUAUAUAUUAUUAUGUAUGCCUUACGAUAGUUCAAAGUAAAUAAUUUGUUAUUCGUUAAAUAUUAUUUAAAAAAAAAGACAAAACUAGAAUUAAUAAUAAUAAUAAUAAUAAUAACAAUACAAAACCCAUAGGUUCAUCUUAAUCAUAUUCUAUUGAUAUAUAUUAUAAGUUAUAUAUUUAUACAUCUGUAAAUUGUAAUUUGAGAAUCAUUUAAUAGGAGAAUUAAUAUAUUAUAAUAGAAAAUAAUCUUGUUGAAUUUAUACAAAAUUUUACGAAAAUAUAUUAAUCUCGUCCUUUCAUUGAUUAACUAUGAUAUUAUUAUAAUAAUAAUUAAUAAUAAUAUUAUAUUAUAUUAUACUUAAUACUCAGUGAAAACUGAUAAUUAGUGCAUUGAUGCUUGGUGUCUAUUUAUAUUUUCUACUACUGUUCAAGUGGAAAAUAAAAACCAAAAUUGUAGUUUUUUUUUUUACUAUUAUUUAGAAAAACAAUUAUUCAUAAUAUAUUUAAUGGCUAAGAAACGAAAUUAAGAGUAAAGACAAUUAUAAUUGGUAAUUUUGAUAUUGUAUAGACACAAAAAAAAACUGUGACUGCUUCAUCCAAACAAGAUUGUAAAUGGACGCGAAUUUUCGAUGAAAAAAAAAACAACCGUCUUUGUUUAUAUUUUAUUAACAAUAUAAUAAAUGUAUAUAUUAGGUUUAUGUGUUAAACAAUUAUUAUUAUUUUUUUUUUUUGUAAUUACGGUUGAAGUCCCACUGCUAUUAUUUUUCUGUGUACCAUAAUUUUAUUAUUUUUUAUUUAUUCCUUAUUAAUUUAUAUUAAACAUAAUUUCAACGACCUGCACCAACUAAUAAUAUUCCAUAUUAUAUAAUAUAUAUAUAUUGCAUACAUUAUGAUGUAAUAUGUAUACUUUUUAUUUAUUUUUUUUUAGUUGCAUUAUCCAUUUAAAAUAAGUGUUUACUGUAUACAGUGUUUUGGCACCAAGGCUUGUGGCCAUUGAAUGAAUUUUGGUCAGUUAUAUUAUGUGUUUGCGCCAAGUUUCUAAUAUUACACUCUUAAAUCAUAAUACCUAAUGUAUUUUUUUUUCAAAUGCUCGCAAUGUUAUCAUUAUAAUUAUCUACCGCGUACAUAAUUUAAUAUGUAAUCUUGUUUUUUUUUUUUU
Molecule: messenger RNA, 4417 nt
Organism: Metopolophium dirhodum (rose-grain aphid)
Lineage: Eukaryota; Metazoa; Arthropoda; Insecta; Hemiptera; Aphididae
Gene: Fas1
Product: fasciclin-1
Exons: 13
Coding region: 384-2408 (674 amino acids)
Biological process (GO): cell adhesion; extracellular matrix organization
Cellular component (GO): extracellular matrix
Molecular function (GO): cell adhesion molecule binding
Source: RefSeq, a predicted model, not a curated record